GAGGGUGCUUGAGUGGGCUCAGCCCUCCCCCCCAUAAAUAAUGAAGCUGCAGGGGCAUCAUAAUAGUACUAGGCGCAUAUUAUCGAGUGGUCCGUCCCUUGCAAGCCAGAACCAGUCAGAAAGCUGCACCGCCAACCUGACUGCAGAAAGAACAAACUGUCCUCUUUCUACGGUAUCCAUUCCUCCAUUCACUGGCCCCUUCCUCUACAGGCCACCUAGCUUUAUCGUCCUAUAACCGUGGACCCUUUCCCUUCUUUUUCUUCAUCUUCAUCAUCAUCAUCUUCUUCUUCUUCCUCCUCCUCCUCCUCCCCCUCCCCCCCCCAACACCCCUCCUCUCGACUACGUCUUUGACUGGCCAACCUUGGGCUCUAUUGGGUUACCGCGUCAUCGACAGACAUCGAUCUCUUAUCUCACUGUUUCAUCUUUGUGCGCAUUGAUUUCAUUUCCUCCAUACCAAAAUGCGAUCCUUCGCGCCAUGGGCCAUUCGCCUGUUGGGAGCUGCUGCAGUGGUCUCCGCUUCAGAUGCCCCAGCUGAUGCCUCGUCCGACGUCGUCUCUCUGACCAAGGACACUUUCACCAAGUUCAUGCAGGAACAUGACUUGGUACUGGCAGAGUUCUUUGCUCCCUGGUGUGGCCACUGCAAGGCUCUCGCACCCAAGUACGAAGAAGCUGCCACGGAGCUGAAAGAGAAGAACAUUCCCCUCGUCAAGGUGGACUGUACUGAGGAAGAGGAACUGUGCAAGGGUCAGGGAGUUGAGGGCUACCCAACCCUCAAGGUCUUCCGCGGCCCUGAGACUGUCAAGCCCUACGCUGGAGCCCGCCAGAAGGAGGCUAUCGUCUCGUACAUGCUUAAGCAAUCCCUUCCUGCUGUUUCCAUCGUUACCGCAGAGAAUAUCGAGGAGGUCAAGAGCCUGGACAAGAUUGUUGUGGUUGGUUACUUCGCUGAGGACGACAAGGCUUCAACCGAGGCUUUCACAAGCUUCGCUGAAUCCCAGAGAGACAACUACCUGUUUGCCUCGUCAAGCGACGCCGCUAUCGCCGACGCAGAGGGUGCGAAGCAACCUUCCGUCAUCCUCUACAAGGACUUUGAUGAGAAGAAGGCUAUUUAUGAUGGCUCGCUCGAGACCGAGGCUCUCCUGAGCUGGGUGAAGACUGCCAGCACCCCACUGGUCGGUGAAGUCGGCCCCGAGACUUACUCUGGAUACAUUACUGCCGGCAUUCCCCUUGCCUACAUCUUCGCUGAAACUAAGGAAGAGCGUGACCAGUACGCCGAGGAGUUCAAGCCUAUCGCAGAGCAGCACAAGGGUGCUAUCAACAUCGCCACCAUUGAUGCUAAAGCCUUUGGUGCUCAUGCCGGAAACCUCAACCUUGACCCCAAGCAGUUCCCCGCAUUCGCCAUCCAGGACCCCGUGAAGAACACCAAGUACCCUUACGACCAGUCUAAGGAACUCUCUGCCAAGGAAAUUGGCCAGUUCAUCCAGGAUGUCCUUGAUGGUAAAGUGGAGCCCAGCAUCAAGUCCGAACCUAUCCCCGAAACCCAGGACGGCCCUGUCACUGUGGUUGUUGCCCACUCCUACAAGGAUCUUGUCCUUGACAACGACAAGGAUGUUCUCCUUGAAUUCUACGCCCCCUGGUGCGGUCACUGCAAGUCACUUGCCCCCAAGUACGAUGAGUUGGCUGCUUUGUACACCAGCAACGAAGACUUCAAUUCUAAGGUUACCAUUGCCAAGAUUGACGCCACUGCCAACGAUGUCCCUGAUUCUAUCACUGGAUUCCCUACUAUCAAGCUGUUCCCUGCUGGCUCUAAGGAUGCUCCAGUUGACUAUUCUGGCUCUCGCACCAUCGAGGACCUUGCCAACUUUGUCCGGGACAACGGCAAGUACAAGAUUGAUGCUUUCAAUGCCCAGCCCGAGGAGACUGAGGAAAGCGCUGAAGCUACCGAGACUCCUUCCGCCACGUCUGAGGAGGCUGAGCCUUCCGCAACUGGCGAGAAGGCUGAGCAUGACGAAUUGUAAUUUCAAUGUAUUGGUAGCAAGAUAAAUCGUCGAAUAUUAUGAGUUGUACUAUCGGUUUACAGUGUGGUUAUUGUUUUUCAGGGUUGACUGUUAUAUUUCGUACCUCGUCCUGUUCCUUGACUGUCUGGAUAGUAAGUAGUGUGACUUAGUGCGGCGUGGUAGGUAGGUACUGUGUGCGCCUCUAAAAACUGGUCUGUUAUUUUGUAGUCUCGACGAACUCAAGGAGUGAACAAUAAGAAGU
Messenger RNA from Aspergillus ochraceoroseus IBT 24754, 2256 nucleotides. RefSeq names its product protein disulfide isomerase PDI1 (gene pdiA). The coding region runs from base 459 to 2015 and encodes 518 amino acids. The transcript is spliced from 4 exons. Gene Ontology annotation, biological process: response to endoplasmic reticulum stress; protein folding. The record is from RefSeq and is a predicted model, not a curated record. Lineage: Eukaryota; Fungi; Ascomycota; Eurotiomycetes; Eurotiales; Aspergillaceae. Gene Ontology annotation, cellular component: endoplasmic reticulum. Gene Ontology annotation, molecular function: protein disulfide isomerase activity.